AUGUCAACGACAGACCUCGCAACCGCUCCCUCCCCGGCUGUAGUCCCAGCGGAGGGAAUCCCAUACUACACGCCCGCCGCGAACCCCGGCGCAGAGGCCGACCCGACAGAAAAGGAAACGCCGACUCUUUUCCGCCCCUUGAAGAUCCGCGAUGUUACACUCAAGAACCGCGUUAUUGUCGCGCCGAUGUGCAUGUACUCGACAAACCCCGACCCCGCAUCCCCCUCCAUUGGCGCCUUGACAGACUUCCACGUCGCGCACCUGGGUCAUCUCGCCCUCAAGGGCGCAGGCCUUGUCAUAAUCGAGGCAACAUCUGUCCAGCCCAACGGGCGUAUUUCACCUAAUGACUCCGGGCUCUGGCAGGAGGGCACGGCCUCCGAGCAGUUCAAGGGUUUGAAGCGCGUUGUCGAUUUUGUGCAUUCGCAGGGCGGCAAGAUUGGUAUUCAGCUUGCGCAUGCGGGGCGAAAGGCGAGUGUCGUUGCGCCGUGGUUGGCGAGUGCCAAGGGGGUGCGGAGUCUCAAGGCUGAUGAGGGUGUGUUUGGGUGGCCGAAGAACGUGGUUGGGCCCAGUGGAGGUGAGGAGAAUAUCUGGGUGGAGGGUGGAGUGUCGUAUUGGGCUCCAAGGGAGCUGAGUACGGAGGAGGUGGAGGAGGUUGUGAGGGCAUUUGCGAGAAGUGCAGAGCUCGCGGUCAAGGCCGGGGUGGAUGUUAUCGAGAUCCACGGUGCGCAUGGGUAUUUGGUCAACCAAUUCCUGAGCCCUGUGACGAACCGGCGGACGGAUAAGUACGGUGGGAGCUUCGAAAAUCGGACAAGGUUCCUUCGCGAGAUUGCGUCCGCGAUUCGGGCGGUGAUUCCCGAGGGCAUGCCGUUGUUCUUACGAAUUAGUGCUUCAGAGUGGCUGGAAGGACAGCCGAUCGCUGCUGAGCGCGGCUCUUGGGACAUCAACUCGAGUAUUGAAUUGCUCAAGAUUCUGCCGGAGCUUGGUGUUGACUUCCUCGAUGUGAGCUCUGGUGGGAACCACAAGGACCAAAAGUUUGACCCUCAUGGAGACUACCAGGUCAAACUGGCUGCACAGCUGCGCAAGGAAAUUCGGGCAGCUGGCGGGACAACGCUGGUCGGUGCUGUCGGGCUCAUCACGCAGGCUGAGGCGGCCUCGGAGAUUGUGCAAGGUGCGGAUAACGACGAGGCGCACCGUGCAGAGACAAUGCUGGCCGGGGCAGAGCCAAGGGCUGAUGCUGUGCUGAUGGCUCGCCAGUUUCUGCGGGAGCCCGACUGGGUGAUGAACGCCGCGAAGAAGCUGGGUGUUCAUCUUACCCCUCCUGUUCAAUUUGGUAGAGCAUAUCUGCGAUAA
Molecule: messenger RNA, 1350 nt
Organism: Aspergillus calidoustus
Lineage: Eukaryota; Fungi; Ascomycota; Eurotiomycetes; Eurotiales; Aspergillaceae
Source: the annotation of a GenBank genome assembly